Helianthus annuus (common sunflower) is the source of this 2206-nucleotide messenger RNA. RefSeq lists its product as uncharacterized. The record is from RefSeq and is a predicted model, not a curated record. Gene Ontology annotation, biological process: positive regulation of growth. Bases 237 to 1940 code for a protein of 567 amino acids. The transcript has a single exon. NCBI's taxonomy places the organism in Eukaryota, Viridiplantae, Streptophyta, Magnoliopsida, Asterales, Asteraceae.
UCAUCACCUUCAUUCAAACUACAAAUUUCCCCCAAUUUUCAUAAAAUCAAAACAAACCCUAAUUCCACUCUCCACACCCAUAAUCUCCAAAUUCCCCCAAUAUUGCCACCAAUUCCUCCACAUUUCACCUUCAAUUCCACAAAUCUCCACUCAAUUUCACAACACAUUCAUCAAUUUCACAAUAUAUUCAUCAAUUUCACAUUUUCAACCUUUUGAAGCUUUUCACAGGUUCAUCAAUGGUGCGGUUAGCAAAUAUCAAACACGCACUCUCAUUCGAUUCAUCAUCGUCAAAACCGGUAACGAACAACACUCAAUUUCACGAAAACCGUCACAAAAAAGCCGAAACAAUCGGAAUAUUAUCGUUCGAAGUAGCUAACGUGAUGUCAAAAACGGUUAAUCUCCACAAAUCGUUAACAAAUUCCGAGAUCUACACGUUAAAACACGAAAUCCUCAACUCCUACGGCGUAAAAACCCUAGUUUCGUCAGACGAAACGUAUGUUCUACAGCUUGCGUGUACGGAGAAGCUAGAGGAGUUGAAUUCGAUAUCCGACGUCGUUUCGAGGCUUGGAAGGAGGUGUACGGUGCCGCAACUGCUAGGGUUUGAGCAUGUGUAUAUGGAUAUUGUUAACGGAGUGAUUGAUAUUGGGGAAUUAGGGUUUUUAGUCAAGGAUAUGGAUGCAAUGGUGAGGAAAAUGGAGAGAUAUGUUAAUGUUACUGCUAGGUUGUAUGGUGAAAUGGAGGUUUUGAGUGAAUUGGAGGUUAGUGUUAAUAAGUUUCGACAGGAUUCGCACGAAGAAAGCCGGCGAGUGUUUGAGCAGAAGGUGGUUUGGCAGAAGCAGGAUGUGAGGCAUUUGAAGGAUGUUAGUUUGUGGAAUAUGAGUUACGAUAAGGUUGUGGAGAUGCUUGCGAGAACGGUGUGUACGCUUUAUGCGCGUAUUUGUAUGGUUUUCGAUGAUACGAUUAAACGGCGAGAGAUGUUUUCGAAUAGUUCGGUUUCGCGUGUGGAUUUGCGUUCGUGUAGAAGUUUGUCUCAGGUUUCGGGUCAGGUUGAUGCGCGUAGUGUGAAAUCUAGUGGUGGUUUUAGGCCUGAAAUUAGACCGAAAAAGGGGGAAAUGUCUUUGUUUAAAGCGGAGGAUUUUAAUUUCGCGUGUGGGUUGGGUGCGGGGAGGUUGUUUAUGGAGUGUUUGAACAGAAGUAGUACGGUUUCCAAAAUGGAUGAUUUCGAUGACGGUUCUGUUCGAAAAGGCGGUGAUGAUCAUGAUCGAAGCAGCCAGAUUUCAGGGUCGUGUAGCGUUUCAAGUAGUGUAAGAAAAGAUAUAAAUCAUUCAGGUUUUCAAAGUCGGAUUCCGAUGAUGGGAGAACAAAGACGUUUGAAAACGAAUAUGACAAACAGGGUUAAAUCGGCUCCAAAGAAUAGAUUAAUGGUACAAGCGUCUCAAAACACCAUUGGAGGCUCUGCGUUGGCGUUGCAUUAUGCGAAUGUUAUAAUUGUGAUCGAGAAAUUACUUCAGUACCCGCAUUUAGUUGGUGAGGAAGCUAGAGAUGAUUUAUAUCAGAUGUUACCAACAAGCUUGCGAUUGGCGUUAAAGAUGAGUUUAAAGUCGUACGUGAAAGAUUUAGCGAUAUACGAUGCGCCACUUGCCCAUGAUUGGAAAGAUAGGCUUGACGAGAUUCUUUCUUGGCUUGCGCCUUUGGCGCACAACAUGAUGCGGUGGCAAAACGAGAGAAAUUUCGAGCAGCAACAAAUUGUUUCGAGAACGAACGUUCUACUUUUACAAACUUUGUAUUUUGCAGAUAGAACAAAGACAGAAACAGCAAUUUGUGAGCUUCUUGUGGGUUUGAAUUAUAUUUGUCGUUACGAGCAUCAGCAAAACGCGUUAUUGGACUGUGCAAGCAGUUUUGAUUUCGACGAUUGCCUUGAAUGGCAAACGCAAUACUGAAAAGCUUCAUGGAGAUCAACUGGAUUCGUCAUCGUGAGUUUGUCUAUCUCUGCUUCGUUUGAUACAUUUAGUUCAAUAUGAUGUGAAUAUCAUAGAUUUUGGCUUUCUAUUGAUUUAUAAUCAUUGUAUGGAUGAGUUGUUUUAUGUACUUUGUUGUAAGGCAUAUGUUUUCGCCUUUGAAGUACAUAAAUUAACUUGAAAAACGAUCUAUAAUGUAUUUCAUUGGUUCUCGAUUUCAUCUAUCAUACGAGUCUAUUCAUGUUUAA